AUGGAAGUGGUAACUUUUUAUAGCUUGCUUGGGACAACCCAAUCUGCAAUACUAUCUUUGUUCCUAGAAAGAAACCCAAGUGCUUGGAAAUUAAAACUCAACAGGGAGCUCCUUCUCAUUGUUUUAACAGCAAUUUUCGGGGGUCUAGUUCAAGGCUGUGUUCAACAUUGGUGUAUGAACAUGAAGGGUCCAUAUUAUGUGCCAUUGUUCAAGCCAUUUAGGAUUGUUUUUGCAACCAUUUUUGGUGUCAGUUUAUCUGCAAAUAGUCUUCGUUAUGGAAGUGUGAUGGGAGCAGUGAUAACUGGAAUGGGGUACUUUAUUAUAAUCUGGGGACAAAUCAGAGAAGAUGAAAUACAUGAUCAAGAUCAACAAUGUGUUGAUGAGAAUCUGGAAUCUAGUUCUGAGAGGAAGGUCCCUCUCUUGCAAGAAGAAAAUGCAUAG
Pyrus x bretschneideri (Chinese white pear) is the source of this 441-nucleotide messenger RNA. RefSeq names its product WAT1-related protein At1g60050-like. The record is from RefSeq and is a predicted model, not a curated record. The transcript has 3 exons. Lineage: Eukaryota; Viridiplantae; Streptophyta; Magnoliopsida; Rosales; Rosaceae. Gene Ontology annotation, cellular component: plasma membrane. Bases 1 to 441 code for a protein of 146 amino acids. Gene Ontology annotation, molecular function: transmembrane transporter activity.